AUGCCCAGCGCUGUUCUGCACCGAGACACCCGCUCCAUUCCCAAGAAGGCUGUGGGUGGUAAGGGAAUCUAUCUCACUCUUGAGGAUGGCACACGGUUUCUUGACUCGACUGGCGGCGCCGCUGUCUCAUGUCUAGGUCACGGCAAUGAAAAGAUCAAUCAAAUGAUUAAGGAUCAGAUUGAUCAGCUUUCAUACUGUCAUUCGGCUUUCUUUGGAACGCAGGUCUCCGAGGAUUUGGCUCGGCUCCUGACUGAAUCUACUGGCGGGAAACUUUCCAAGCUGUUUGUAGUCAGCUCAGGUUCCGAGGCCGUUGAAGCUGCCCUCAAAUUGGCUCGGCAAUACUUCCUCGAACUGCCGACUCCUGAACCUCAACGCACCCGGUUCAUUGCUCGUCUGCCCUCUUACCAUGGUACCACGCUCGGUGCCCUAGGUGCCGGCGGACAUGUUCUUCGGAGACAGCCAUUCGAGCCAUUGUUAGCACAGAACACCUCUCACGUGUCUCCGUGCUAUGCCUAUCGAGGCAAAAAGGAAGGCGAGUCUGAUGCAGACUACGUUACCCGACUUGCUGCCGAGUUGGACGCGGAGUUUCAGCGUGUGGGAUCCGAUAGCGUGUGCGCUUUUAUUGCAGAGCCUGUAGUCGGUGCGGCUCUUGGCUGCGUUCCUGCUGUCCCCGGCUACUUCGCCGCCAUAAAAGCUGUGUGUGAGAAGUACGGUGCCUUGUUGAUCCUGGACGAAAUCAUGAGUGGCAUGGGCCGCUGUGGCACUCUUCACGCCUGGGAGCAGGAAAAUGUCGUUCCCGAUAUUCAAACCAUUGGCAAAGGGCUAGGAGGUGGUUACGCCCCUGUAUCGGGGAUCUUGAUCGGCGACUCCAUCGUGCAGACAAUGGACAAAGGCACUGGUGUCUUUCGACACGGGCAGACAUAUCAGGGCCAUCCCAUCUCCUGUGCAGCAGCGUUAGCCGUGCAGAAGACCAUACAGGAAGAUUCGCUCCUUGAGAAUGUGCAAACUAUGGGCUCUUACCUGGAGAGUCAACUGCGUCGACAGUUUGAGGAUCAUCCGUAUGUGGGAGAUAUUCGGGGCAAGGGGCUGUUCUGGGGAAUGGAGUUUGUCAAGGACAAAACCACCAAAGAGCCGUUUGAUCCUCAGACCCGAUUGUCAUUCCUGAUCCAGGAAAAGGGUUUGCAGCCGGAAUACGCCGUCUCGCUCUAUGGCUGCCCAGGUACAGUAGACGGUAUCCGUGGUGAUCAUGUGGUGUUGGCUCCACCCUACAUUGUGUCCAAGGACGAAAUUGAUAUCAUUGUGGAGGUGACGGCCAGAGUUCUAGCUGAUGUUCUUGCGGAGUUGGAAUUGUAA
Messenger RNA from Penicillium cinerascens, 1353 nucleotides. RefSeq names its product aminotransferase, class III. Bases 1 to 1353 code for a protein of 450 amino acids. NCBI's taxonomy places the organism in Eukaryota, Fungi, Ascomycota, Eurotiomycetes, Eurotiales, Aspergillaceae. The transcript has 4 exons. The record is from RefSeq and is a predicted model, not a curated record. Gene Ontology annotation, molecular function: transaminase activity; pyridoxal phosphate binding. Gene Ontology annotation, cellular component: cytosol.